Molecule: messenger RNA, 237 nt
Organism: Plasmodium inui San Antonio 1
Lineage: Eukaryota; Apicomplexa; Aconoidasida; Haemosporida; Plasmodiidae
Exons: 1
Coding region: 1-237 (78 amino acids)
Source: RefSeq, a predicted model, not a curated record
AUGGUUUUCUCAGUGGAGGUAUUCUUUCCGAAAAAGGGAAAGAAAAAAAAAAAAAACUUGAGAGGGGGACACAAUGCGAUUUAUAACUAUGUUAACGAAAUGGGGCGUGUUGCAAGUUGUAGUCCGCACGCAGAACAAGCAGAGCAUACCUCACAAGAAGCAAUCAUAAGAAUUACACACAAUGUGAACGAAGAAGACGAAGAAGAUGAAGAAGAACAAAAGGAAGAAAAACUUUGA